Molecule: messenger RNA, 510 nt
Organism: Strongyloides ratti
Lineage: Eukaryota; Metazoa; Nematoda; Chromadorea; Rhabditida; Strongyloididae
Exons: 1
Coding region: 1-510 (169 amino acids)
Source: RefSeq, a predicted model, not a curated record
AUGAUUAAAUCAAUGAAUUGGUUAUCAAUUUCAAUAUCAUUUGUUAAUAUAUUUGCUGGUAUUACAUCAAUCAUUUUACAUUACAAAAGUACAAAAAAUAAUAAACCACUUUUUGUGAUACCUUCAAUAAUAUAUCAACUUUUUAUUCUUGUAUGGUGCAUUGUUUGGAUAAUUGUUGGUUUUAUUACAAUAUCUGAUGGAAAUUUAUGGACUGUAGAAAGUUUAACAGGUCCAUUAUAUUUAGUUAAACAAAUUGAUAAAACUGAAAUACGUAAUUAUUAUUAUAAACCAGGAGAAAUUGAUGAAAAUACAUUAAUAUCUAUCAAAAUUGGCAUUAUUGUAAUUGCAAUUGCUUUGAUAGUCUUUGUACUUAAAAUAAUAAGUAUUGUAUCUAUAAAAGAAAUAUAUAAUGAUUUGAUUUAUUAUACAACAAAUAGAGUAACACAUCCAAAACAUCAUGAAAUGAUGAAAGAUGAUAAUAUUGAAAUGGAACAAUAUAUAUUACAAUGA